CGGGUUUUUCACCACAGUGCAAUUCAGCAGAAGACCUGAGUUUGAGGUAAGUUCAGAGAAAUGCAAUAUGGAUGUAGGCAGUUAUUUGUCAGGUUUAAAUUUGUUGACAUUUAUUUUUCAGGAUGUGGUUUUUGUCAAGUCAGAAUCUCUGAAUUAAUGUGGAACAAAAGGAGGAACUAUUAGUUUUCGAAAGAACACCCUACAGCUUUUUCACAACAGUAAAAUUCAGCUGAAGACUUGAAAGUUGAUAUUUGUGAAGAUUGAAAAUGGCAAACUUCACAUCCACAUAUGACAAUGUGAGUGAUGGUGCUGCAUACCUUUGUGAUACUAAUGUUCCCACCAUCACUGGUCCCCUUUUCAUCUUGAUCUUCAUCCUCAGUAUCACAUGCAACAGUCUCCUCUUAUGUGUUCUCUUCAUCUACGAAAAUCUGAAAAGUAUCACAAAUAUUUUCAUCCUGAACCUGGCCUGCUCCGAUUUGAUCUUCACCAUCACACUUCCAUUCUGGGCUGUUGAUCAUCUUCACCACUGGGUCUUUGAAGGCUUUGUCUGCAAAUUCGUGACUGCUGCAUUCUUUGUUGGUCUGUACAGCAGUGUCAUUCUGCUGACUGCCAUGACAGUGGAUCGUUUCAUUACUGUGGUGCUGCACAACUGGCCGAUCAGCUAUGCCAGAAUGAAGAGGUGUGCAAUUGGUGCCUGUAUAGCUGCCUGGGUCAUCAGCAUCUCAGCGUCCCUGAGUGAUGCAAUGAAAGUAAAGGUUGAAAACUGGUAUGGUAAAAACUAUUGCUAUUAUGAAUCUGAAGAAAAGCUUGGACGUUAUCUCCAAGUGUCACUGCUAUUCUUCCUCCCAUUUGCCAUCAUUAUUUUCUGCUAUUCUGCCAUCCUCAAGACAGUUUUACAAGGUUUAAACAGAAAGAAGUUCAGGACUGUGGCUGUGCUGUUGUGUAUUGUUGCAGUCUUUUUCAUUUGCUGGGGGCCAUACCAUAUUGUGCUUUUAAUCAAGUCUCUCAAUACAAACAAAGAUUGUAAUGUACUGAAACGGUUAGAAGUUGCCUACCAUAUUUGUGAAAUGCUUGCCUAUUCUCACUGCUGUAUGAACCCUCUGCUGUAUAUGCUCUCACAGAAGUUGCGAAAGCAUCUGUUGAAUCUUUUGCGCUGUGAAAAAGUGAACAGGAAGAAGAGAGAGAGAAGCACCAGCCUGAACACUUCACAACAUUUCACAUUGCAGAGCUCUGCUGUUUAGAUGGAACUGCACAACUAUCCAUUUAACAGUCACUAAUGAAAUUAAACCUUGAUUCAGGCUGAUAGAGUCAAAGUACUUUGAUGUGUAAGUGUAUUAACACAUUCAUUGAGGCAAACAGAGAGCAGCAUUUAGAGUGACAUGGACUGUAAAAGUAACAAUAUCUGGUGUAUUUUUCCUUUUAUCUUCAGGCUGCAAAUAUGUUCAUACAAUAUCGUUUCUACUCAUUUAAUUUCAUAUCUUUUGCAUAAUUGCUUGAAAUAAAACAGAAUGUUAAAUAAAACUUGAAAAUAUGCAAUGAAUUAUACAAGUUUUCAGGUAUUUAAAAUAUUUGAUGUGACUUUUUCAUUGAGUCACAGUCAUCCUGGUAGACUCAUUUCUAAAUCAUUUGACUCUCUUCUUAAAAAAAUUGUAUUUAAUAUUCUGAUUUUUAUUCCAUUCACCUUUUUUAAUAUAUUUUAUUUAUUUAAACCUAAGGUCCAACAAUUAAUUUUUGUCCUGUGUCUGUGACGUGAGUCUGAGUCUAUGCAGUAAAAGUCUGAGUACCUGAUAUUUUCAUCCAAUGUUCACAGUUAAGGAUGUAGAGGGCAGGAUGAGACAAAUUAUUUUACUCAGAACUGUGGAAGGGGAGUCAGUCUCACAGCUGUAAGGUGGAAUAGAUAGAGAUAGCCAGACAUCAGAGCAGGAAGGUGAAAGCUCAGAGGAGGACAUAUCACCUUUUGAGGGGCCUGAGUGGGGACCUACCAUUAAUAAGAAGAAGAACUGUUAAAUGCAGGGCUCUAAAGUCUAUACACUACGAUAUGUAGAAGGGGAAAUAAGAAUGAUUUCAAUGUAAUUCACAAAGACACACACCAACUAAGAAUUUGAUUUCUUCUUUUGUCCUCUCCUCUUGUUAAUGUAAUUAAUAAUAAUGAUAUAUACAUACAAGUGCAUUAAAUCAAAUGCCUCCUUGCUUGAUGUCACUUGACUUAUCAUUUCACUUCCAAUCUGAAAUUCAACCCGGACCGAAAUUUUUCUGAUAAACAUGAAAACAGGACAACAGUGCCCACAAUCAGAGGACCACCUGUUUGGUGGUCUAAAUAUCAGCUU
Messenger RNA from Oreochromis aureus, 2327 nucleotides. Its product is annotated as chemokine XC receptor 1-like. Bases 267 to 1241 code for a protein of 324 amino acids. The record is from RefSeq and is a predicted model, not a curated record. Gene Ontology annotation, cellular component: membrane. The transcript is spliced from 2 exons. Gene Ontology annotation, biological process: G protein-coupled receptor signaling pathway; immune response; chemotaxis. NCBI's taxonomy places the organism in Eukaryota, Metazoa, Chordata, Actinopteri, Cichliformes, Cichlidae. Gene Ontology annotation, molecular function: chemokine receptor activity.